Molecule: messenger RNA, 688 nt
Organism: Homarus americanus (American lobster)
Lineage: Eukaryota; Metazoa; Arthropoda; Malacostraca; Decapoda; Nephropidae
Exons: 4
Coding region: 68-484 (138 amino acids)
Source: RefSeq, a predicted model, not a curated record
AGCUCUGUGUUGGUAUAAAAGAAACCAAGUAAGAGUCAUCGUCCCAGUCAGUUUAGGAGACUCCACCAUGAAGGUUGUGUUGUUGAUGCUCGCUACCAUCGCCGCCGUCAGCGGCCAGACGGAACCAUGGUGUCGCUGUGCUGCUUUCGUCACGUAUGAAUACUAUGAAAUUAUGGUGCAUGAGGAACCUGAAAUCCCCAUUGAUUCUUGUGAUGCCAAUGGAGCCCUUCAGUGUAAGACUACCUGCGCUGAUAAUUUGGACACACUUAGUGACAACGGCAACCUGUGGAAGUUGAUGGACAGCGGCUUGACUAUUGGCCAGGAUAUAUGCAGCGAAUUAGCAGACCACUUCACGUUCUUUCUCUACAACCACAAAGUGUACGGCUACUUUGAGGUGUGUGGAGGCGCCUGGCAGUACGCUGGUAUUGCGUCGCAGCAGAAACUGUGUUGUGAGGGCGGCAAACAACACCACUGUAUUGACUAAUUGGUGUCAUCCAACGCUGGCGUGGCAGUGAGAAGUGAUACCACCCUCAGUGUCAAGACCUGACUGAAUUACUCAGAAUAGGCAAACUGUACUCCAAGCUUUGUCAAUAAAUUUGUUAAACUAAAAAAAACCGCUGAGUUUUCUUCAGAACGAGAUUAUUAUUACAAAACUGUAUAAUAAUAUACCAAUAAAACUAUGUUGUAA